This is a messenger RNA of Syngnathoides biaculeatus (alligator pipefish), 3256 nucleotides long. It is a transcript of the gene lpcat3, whose product is annotated as lysophosphatidylcholine acyltransferase 3. Gene Ontology annotation, biological process: lipid modification; phosphatidylcholine biosynthetic process. The transcript has 13 exons. Lineage: Eukaryota; Metazoa; Chordata; Actinopteri; Syngnathiformes; Syngnathidae. Gene Ontology annotation, molecular function: 1-acylglycerophosphocholine O-acyltransferase activity; lysophospholipid acyltransferase activity. The record is from RefSeq and is a predicted model, not a curated record. The coding region runs from base 216 to 1610 and encodes 464 amino acids. Gene Ontology annotation, cellular component: membrane.
CGACGUUGUCCAGACUGCCUCAGCGUCUCGACGAAGGAGGAGUUGUGGAGUAUGGUCCACCUUUGAGGCGAAGGAGGGGCCCGAACCAAGGCGGGUUCCCUCGUAACCUUGUCUAUUGUAUACGUGUGCGAGCGGGUGCGUUAAGUGUGUAAGCGUGUGAGUGUGUGCCGCGAGUCAGUGAACCGUCGCGUGGAGACCUUCCGCCCACAGUAAAGAUGGCGGCUCCCUGGCUGGAGAAUCUAUCGGAGUCUCUGGGUUCUCCGGAGCCUGCUGUUCGGUUAAUAUUGUCCAUUUUAGUUGGUUAUCCCUUUGCGGUGAUCUACCGGCGUUUCUUGUUCCACCAGCCCGCCACUGUUAUCCACUUGUUCCACACCUUCUCUGGAUUGGCCCUCGCCACGUUUAACUUUGGUUCCCAGAUCUAUCACUCGGCAGUAUGCGUCCUUGUCCAAUUCCUGAUGCUGAGGCUCAUGGGAAGGACAGUAACAGCCAUCCUGAGCAGCUUCACCUUUCAAAUGUUAUACCUGCUGGCAGGCUAUUACUACACAGCAACAGAAGAGUACGACAUAAAGUGGACGAUGCCUCACUGCGUCCUCACGCUCAAACUUAUUGGUUUGGCAUUUGAUUACUAUGACGGCGGGAAAGAACCAGGAGAGCUGAGCGCACAGCAGAAGAGCGCUGCCCUGCCGUGCGUGCCCUCACUGCUGGAGGUGCUCGGCUUCUCCUACUUCUACGGAGGCUUCCUGGUGGGCCCGCAGUUCACGCUCCGCAGCUAUCAAAAGCUGGUGGCAGGGGAGCUCAGCGACUGCCCAGGAAAGCCUCCAAAUAGUGUGGCAGCAGCUGUGAAGAGAUUCUCCCUGGGUUUUCUCUUUCUGAUUAUAUUUGCAAUAUUCAGUCCUCAUUACCAAGAGAGCUACUACCUGACAGAUGAGUAUGAUGCUCGUCCAUUCUGGUUUCGCUGCAUCUUCAUUCUGAUUUGGGCUAAAAUCAUACUGUAUAAAUAUGUCUGCUGCUGGCUCAUAGCUGAAGGCGUUUGCAUCUUGACUGGGUUGGGCUAUAACGGCGUGAGGGACGGCGAGCCCCAGUGGGAUGCUUGCGCCAACAUGAAGGUGUGGCUCUACGAGACCACGCCGCUCUUUGGUGGGACCAUCGCCUCCUUUAAUAUAAACACCAAUGCUUGGGCUGCCAGGCAGGUGUUUAAGCGGCUGAAGUUUUUCGGCAACAAAACACUGUCCCAUGUGUCCACUCUCCUCUUCUUGACCAUAUGGCACGGUCUUCACUCGGGAUACAUCAUGUGCUUCUCCAUGGAAUUUAUCAUCAUCACUGUUGAGCGACAGUAUCAGUCGCUGGUGCGGGACAGUCCAAUGCUGACUAAUUUGGCCGAGGGUCCCCUUUACCCGCUCAUAUACGUCAUCCAGCAGGUCAUACACUGGCUCUUCAUGGGCUACGCGCUGGUGCCCUUCUGCAUCUUCACCUAUGACAAAUGGCUGAAGGUGUACUUCUCUGUGUAUUUUUGCGGUCACAUCUUCUUCCUCGUAGCCUUUUUAAUGGCGCCGUACCUGCGGAAGGCGCUGGUGCCAAAGAAGGAACGCAGCCCGCACAAGCAGGAUUAAAAACUGGCUUCCCAAAGACUGCUCGGUCAAAAUAUCCACUGACGGGACCAGUAACUUUCAAAAGGAGUGGAAAGGAAAAUAUUUUAAGGCCUUUAGUAUAUAUAUAUAUAAUAUAUACAUUUGUCCAUGUGAAAAUAAAUCUCUAUAUUUUUGUGUAAAAAGUAAGGAGGCUUUUAUAAACAUUUUUGGAGAAACGUUUACAGGAAACAACCAUUGUGCCACACGGGCUAACUUGGGGUACCCGUCAGCAGCGACUUCCUGUAUUUUUUUUUUUUUUUAAAUCCUCUGAGAUACACCAUUUGCACUCAGCAGUCACGGGUCCGGAGCCUAUUUUUGGCCCCUAAUAUUAUUGCUGUUAUUAUUGUAAUGAUGUUUUUUUUCAUGUUUCUUAAUUUCUCCGUCUUCAAAUAAGAAAAGCUUCACUUUUGACGUGGAUUGAUACGACCACAACUGCUGCUCACUUGGAAGAACAGUUGAAUUGAUUGGUGUUGGUUUGUGACAUCGACACAAAAGCACUGUACUACACACAAAAGUAUCUCACAAGAGUGAGUGAGUACACGAGUCGCAUUUGUGUCAAUAUUUUAUACUUAUACUCAAUGGGACAACACUGAAGAAAUCACAUAUUGCUACAAUGUACAGUAGGCUGUUUACAGCUUGUAAAAAUUAAAAUUGUUUGCUGUGCACAACAAAAAUACUCCACACUUUGGGGUGGUCUCACUUUUGUUGCCAGAAGUUGAGACAUUAAUGGUUCUGUGUUGUUAUUUUGAGGGAACAGUAGAAAUUUACAGUUCCCUCAGAAUAACUAAAAAACAAAAUACUGUAUUUACUGUGCCCGCAAAAUAACUCGACAAAGCCAUUAAUUUCUAAUAUGCUGGCAACAAAAGUGACUGCACCUUUCAGCGAAACUCUCCAAAGUGUAGCUACAUUGUACAAGCCCCAAUUCCAAAUCAGUCUGCGUGUUGUGUGAAGCAUAAAUAAAACCAGAAUGCAAACAUUUAGCAAAUCCUUCUCUACAUAUAUUCAGUGAAUACACUACAAAGACAGGAUAUUUACUGUUAAAACUAAAAAAAAAACCUUAUUCACUAGUUUAGGAUUUUCUUUUUCCAACAUGUUCCAAAAACACUAUGUUGUCACCUUUCCAUUUAACAUCAUUUAAUAAGUGUUCGGCAGCCGAGGGCAGUAAUUGUUGAAGCUUCAAAAUGAGAGAAUAUUUGCACACACACAAAGUUUGAACAUUCAAUGUCUUUUUAGUGUUUUCAGUUUAAUAGAGGUUCAAAAGAACUUGCAAAUCAAUCCAUUCUGUUUUUAUUCACGUUUUACACAUUGUCCCAACCACUGGAAUUAGGGUUUUUAAGACCUUUCUUCAGUGUUGUCCAAUGAAUUCAAAAAUAUGAAUGUCGUCCUCACUUACGUGAGAUACCGUUCAUACACAACCGACUCAACAUUGCCUUGUGCUCAUGAAUGUUUUUACCAGUAAUUUGCUUGGGAUUAGUGUUGGGGAGGGAAAAAACAAUAAUAAUAAGGCUUGAUUUUAUAAACGCUCAGUGGAAAUGUUUUGUAAUUUGUAACUAGGAAAAUCACUCCUACCAUCCAUGGAUGUUCUUUUAUUUUAUUGGUGCAACUCCCUUUAAGUUUUAUGUUGGUUU